CGAGCCUCCUUCGAUCCCAACUCCUUGUCAUUAUCUAACACUGUUCCUUCCUUCAUUCUCUCCUUUUUGUUCUUUCUUCCCUUCCUUGUCAUUAUCCUUCAUUCUCUUCUCAAUUUCUCCUUCUUUCCCCUUCCCUCCCUUCCUUCCUUCACUUAAUUUCUUGUCAUUAUCUAACACUGUUCCUUCUCUCAUUCUCUCCUGUUCCUUCUUUCUUUCCUUCCCUUCCUUGUCAUUCUCUCCUCUUCCUCCUUCUCUCCCUCCCCUCCCUCCCUCCAUCCCGACCCCGCGUUGCCAUGGAGACGCGUCCCCAUGUGGCGGCGCUGGUGGUGGUCAGCGCACACACGCCUCCCUUUGAAGGACUCAGGGGAAGGAUAUCCGCCCAUUCAGCAGGAUCUAGCGCCUAAGAUAUAGAGAAGGAGUAAAAUAAAGGAUAUCUAGCGAGUUCAUCAGGAUCCGACCUUUACAGAGGCAACAAUGAUGGAGUCUGCUCUGGAGAAAGCCCUUUCCAACCCUGGUUUAGGGGUUCUGCUGCUGGAUGACACGAACAGAGCCUUAGCAGAAGAUGUGGAGCAGCUCAGGCAGGAGGUGGCAGGGAUGGACCAAGUGUGGAAGGCGGAGAAUGAGGUGCACAAGCACAACACCCAGCGCACGGCAGAGAUGAACCAGAUGCUGCAGGACAUUCAGGCACUGGUGGUGGCCUACAGCAAGGACAUAGAAGCUGAGGGUGAACAGGAGCGAGUGACCAACAGUGAAGCAGCAGGAAUUUUGAGACAGUGCAGGAAGAAGCACUCAGACCUGGCCACCCUGCAGGAAGCCUCAGAAAGUCUUGAGGCCCGGGCAGCUCAGAGCCGGAGGGAAACAGAAGAGCUAGAGAAAAACUUAAUGGAUGACUCUGGUCUCCUAAAAGAGCUGUUGGACCACUUGGCUGAAGCUGAGAGGGAUAAUUUGUUGCUUCUUCAGUACUCAGCAGAGGAUGCCUCCAAGCUCAAGGAGCUGAGUGUGUCCCUAGAGCAAGAGUGCAUGAAAGUGGCUCAGGCAGAAGCAGAACUCUCUACUGCUCAGGGAGAGGUGCAGGUGGCACAGGCAACACUGGACCAGCUGGGAACAGCCUUCCUUCAAGCAGCUGCUGAUCGUGACCACUUGUUGGCCCAGUGGGAGGUGACCCUGGACCACAUCUUUCAUAAGGCCAAUGAAAACACAGCAUGCAUUGAGGACUCAAUGGCAGUGCAACAGAAAGUAGCAGUGUUGAGGAGGGAAGUAGAACAGGAGACUCAGAUUCUGCUGCAGGUGAAGGACUCCUGCCGAGAAGCAUCUGAGAACCUGAGGGUAGUGGAGGAGGAGGCACAGUGGGUGGCUGGCCAGCUGCAGGUUACCACUGCCACCAGGGAACAGAUCCAGGCUCAGGUGUGGACGAUGGAAAAUGCUAUUGGCAAGAUCAGCAAGGAAAUAGAAGGGCUGGAACAGAGGCUGGGAGAGCAGAAGAACUUCCUUGAAGAAAAAAAAGCCUUCCUUGCAGGCCUCAAGCAGCAAUGUGUUAAAGCAGAAGAGAAACUUGCCCUGAACACUGAACUAGUUAUGUCAGCUGAGGAGACAUUGCAUUCCUUGGAGGCGCUGAUUAAGGAGGCAGAAGGUAUGGCGAGGGGGCUCGUCAAGCAGAAAGAGAGGGUGGCAGAGGCUGAGCAGCAUCACAGGCAAAUCCUGAGCAAGUGGCAGGAGGAAGAAGCAAGAAUCAAAGGUGAGACAGCUGCCCUUCACUCCACAAAGGCUCGCCUGCAAACCAACAUCAAAGUGCAUGAAGGGAAAAUAGCCAAGCAGAAGGAGAUAAUACAUGAUCAGGAGGCAGAUGUACAAAGGCUAAGGAGACGGAUACACGACCUCACUCAUGACAGCAACAAUAACACUGUGGAGGAGUCGGAGCAGCAGAAGCACCUGGAAGUCUUGCAGCAACGGUUACAAGACAUCUCCCAUACAAUAAAGGUCUUGACCAAACAGCUGGCUAGUCUCAAGACAGCACGCUUCACUGAACAAACAAAUGUGAGUCAACUGGAGAAGCAAGAAGAGAGAAUUGAAGCUGAAUUAGCUACUGUGAGGAUGAACAGUCAUAAUGCUGAAAGGGAAUUGGCCCGGCUCACCAGUACUCGAGAGGAGGUGCGGGUGGACAUUGGCCUGGAGCAGCUUCACCUUCAACGGCGCAUAAGGCAGCUGCAGGCCACCACAAGCCAGGCUGCCAGUCUCUCAGGCCAAAGAGCCAACAUGGAACAGGUGGUGAUGGAGCAGAUACAUGAGCUGAAGACUCGCACUGGGGAGAUGGAGCGAGCCAGGAGGACAGUGGAGGGGGAACUUCACCAGUUAUCUCUUCAGGUUCACCAAGCAUCCUCCAGACUCCUGCAGCUCAGGGACAAGUACAACAAGAUAAAGUGCAGUCUGGACUCCACUGAGGGUGAAGAGGUAUCGACCACGGGUGUCUUCCUGAAAGUGGAGAGUGAACGAGCAGGACUUCAAGAGGCAGGUGACCUACUGGACCGGGAGGUGAGGCAGGCAGAGGAAGAAGUGGAGGCAUUGCAGAAAAUGGUACAGUUGAUGACCAUUGAGGGACAGCAGUAUCGCUCACAGCUACAUUUGAUCUUCCACCACAGUGAUGAGCAGAAAGAAAAGAUGGAGCUGGAGGAGCGUCUCACGGCCCUGCAGGAAGAAACUCUGGUGUGGGAAGCUGUGUUGGAGGAGGAGGAAUCGACACUUCAGGGGACACAAAACAAAUUACGAGAGAUAGAACUACAGGUGAGAGCUGUAGAAGAGUUGCUGCGGGAGAAAAACACUCACCUAAGAGCAGUGCAGCAAGAGACUGAGAACCUGACGACCAAGAGUGCGCAUGCCACACAGGCAGCCAACACCCUGCUGUGGAGGGCCAGAGUAAAGUCUUCCAUUUUGAGUGACAUAGAGCUUCGGCUUGGCCAGGAACGUCUAAGAAGUGUCCACUCCCUCCUUGGUGAAGCUGUGUCCUCCCACCCAGAGGCAAACCAGGCCACAGUCAUUUACUGCCAACACGCCAACAUUCCGCCCCCUGACAUACACAGCUUGAUGAGGAGGGAAUCAUAUGGCUCAAGAUCCAGUCUAGGGACCUUGCAGUCUUCCCGGAGCAGUAGCAGCAGAAGCAGUAGUGCCAGCAGCAGGACACAGAUGGGGAGCGAGUCAGCCAGAUCCCACCUGUCCCAGCACUCACAGGACUCUGGUCGUAGUGGAUCUCCUCUUACAAGACCUAAAUCAGCAUCAAGACCUUCUUCCUCUACUCAUUUACCCAUGCCAAAGAUUACACUCAUCAAUCCAGCUUUCCCACCUAAGGAACAAAGGAGAGCACACCACUAUCAAGGGAAGAAACUUUACAAGAGGCCGAACAAACAUCCGUAGGUAAAGCUACUGACAACUUUAUUGGAAUUAAAACUCAAGGGAAGUUUCUUAUUUAUCUUUUGAUCAGUGAAAUAAUUAAAAUGUGAAUAUACGU
Messenger RNA from Eriocheir sinensis (Chinese mitten crab), 3499 nucleotides. RefSeq names its product golgin subfamily A member 6-like protein 1. Gene Ontology annotation, cellular component: axoneme. The record is from RefSeq and is a predicted model, not a curated record. Gene Ontology annotation, biological process: cilium-dependent cell motility; inner dynein arm assembly; cilium movement. The coding region runs from base 475 to 3405 and encodes 976 amino acids. The transcript has 18 exons. Lineage: Eukaryota; Metazoa; Arthropoda; Malacostraca; Decapoda; Varunidae.